This is a messenger RNA of Phacochoerus africanus (Common warthog), 1547 nucleotides long. RefSeq names its product poly(ADP-ribose) polymerase family member 11 (gene PARP11). The record is from RefSeq and is a predicted model, not a curated record. NCBI's taxonomy places the organism in Eukaryota, Metazoa, Chordata, Mammalia, Artiodactyla, Suidae. Gene Ontology annotation, molecular function: NAD+ poly-ADP-ribosyltransferase activity.
GGGAGACGGAGGCCUGUGUGGAGGUUGCCCCUCCGUCCCUUCGCUCCCGGGGACCCUCAGGAAAAACCCAGCACCCCGGCCCCGUGGCCAGCCCCUUCCCCCAGGCUCUCUCCGCUCGAUUUCGCCACCGUUAUGUGGGAAGCGAAUCCGGAGAUGUUUCACAAAGAAGAAGAAUUCUUAAACAAAGCGACGGACAGCGAGGUGGACGAGAUGGACACGUCCGACACGCAGUGGGGCUGGUUCUACCUGGCGGAGUGUGGGAAGUGGCACAUGUAUCAGCCGGAUACCAACAUUCAGUGUUCAGUUAGCAGUGAAGAUAUCGAAAAAAGCUUCAAAACAAACCCUUGUGGCUCCAUUUCUUUUACUACUUCCAAAUUCAGCUACAAGAUAGACUUUGCAGAAAUGAAGCAAAUGAAUCUCACCACUGGAAAGCAGCGCUUAAUAAAAAGAGCCCCCUUUUCUAUCAGUGCUUUCAGUUACAUCUGUGAAAACGAGGCCAUCCCCCUGCCCCCCCACUGGGAAAAUGUGAAUACUGAGGUGCCUUAUCAGCUUAUCACUUUGCACAAUCAAACACACGAAUAUAAUGAAGUUGCUAGUCUCUUUGGGAAAACAAUGGAUCGCAACAGAAUUAAAAGAAUUCAGAGAAUUCAAAACCUAGACUUGUGGGAGUUCUUUUGCAGGAAAAAGGCUCAGCUCAAGAAAAAAAGAGGCGUGCCUCAGAUUAACGAACAGAUGCUGUUUCAUGGCACCAGCAGCGAGUUUGUAGAAGCAAUUUGCAUUCAUAACUUUGAUUGGAGAAUAAACGGCAUUCAUGGUGCUCUCUUUGGAAAAGGAACCUAUUUUGCUAGAGAUGCAGCUUACUCCAGCCGCUUCUGCAAAGAUGACAUAAAGCAUGGAAACACAUUCCAGAUUCACGGCGUAAGCCUGCAGCAGCGGCAUCUGUUCAGAACAUAUAAGUCAAUGUUUCUCGCUCGAGUGCUCAUUGGAGAUUACAUAAACGGAGACUCCAAGUACAUGCGCCCCCCUUCCAAAGACGGGAGCUACGUGAAUUUAUACGACAGCUGUGUGGACGACACCUGGAACCCCAAGAUCUUCGUGGUGUUUGAUGCCAACCAGAUCUACCCGGAGUACUUAAUAGACUUCCACUGAUUUCACAUCCAAGUCAGGGGGCAAGGAAGCUUGAGUCUUUUUUGCUGGGAGGUUUGCUCUCCUGUCACCUAGCCACUACAUGUCAAUUAUCUGAUACUUUGGAAGCAGAUAGGAGCAAAAGUGGCCUCCCUAUAAAAAGACAUACUGACUUUGUGGUUGGUUUUUUCGUUGUUUUGUUUCUGUCUGUUUCUCAUGUCUGUCGCUUGUGUUUGUGGAAGAUUGAUGUGGUGGCUGUUUUAACACCUCGGGUGCAAGACGGCGCUGCAGACUGAAUCAGCUGAGUCGCUCAGUCUUUAAAGUUUAUGCGUGUGUCUUCAGGGUAAAUGUGUUCCGUUCACAUAGACUUACUCAAGUAUAUGUUCAAGAAAUAAAAAUAUAGACAUAAACGUGCCCCUUCA